Molecule: messenger RNA, 3591 nt
Organism: Homarus americanus (American lobster)
Lineage: Eukaryota; Metazoa; Arthropoda; Malacostraca; Decapoda; Nephropidae
Biological process (GO): dendrite self-avoidance; homophilic cell-cell adhesion; axon guidance
Cellular component (GO): plasma membrane; axon
Molecular function (GO): cell-cell adhesion mediator activity
Source: RefSeq, a predicted model, not a curated record
CUAUAGACCCACACCCCUUCGUCGACGAGUGCCCCUACGCCGGGUAUUGUCUCAACGGGGGGACCUGUAUGAUGUUCAGGAUCGUCGGCGAGCUAGUUUGUCAGUGUGCAGAAGGCUACAAGGGUCAGCGGUGCCAGGAGAAGGAAGUUUACCCAACGUUUAAUCGCAGUUGUCACGGGCCACUGAGAAACAUCCGUCACUCACACGGUCGUCGAUGUCCACGCAAUCAGCCGGCGGCCCUGUGGGAGUUGCUGCAGCAGACCCUCGCCCGCAAGCACAAGGUGUCUCCGUGGACCAAGACACAACUCCUGAGCUGGUCUCCCACCCACACAGGGAGCGCUUACUGGCUCCAUUACAUGCGUCCUGCCCAACACUCUCAAACUCGACCCCAAAGCAGAGGGAACAACAAGACAGCGCCCACCCUCAGUGGUCCUGGGCCUACGACCAGUGGCCUCCUGCAGCCUCCCUCCUCCCCAGGAUUCCUUCCGCUGCCCCACACAACCGAGCAUCCAGAGGUAUUAGAUUCUCUUCUUCCCGACCUCGAUCGUUCGCAUGUUACCAGGCGCAGAGAUCCCGUAGGUCUCUCAAUGCCACCCUCGAGUCCUCCGGCCGCAUCUCAGCCAGUACCUACUCGAACACACGGCCUUCGACUGACCACUCCACCCAGCUCUCUAAUGAGGAGCGUCAAACAUGACGCUGUACAAGACCCACAGCUGGAUAUCCUCCUACAUUCACCUCCUCCACAGCUUAGUGAGGACAGUGAGAGUGAAUAUGCACACCACAUCCGCUAUAAGAGUCGGCUACGGCGCCGUCACCACCACAGGCACCAUCUUACAGACCCGAGGGAUCGACCUCCGCACAAUAGUUUGGAAGAAGCUCAUGUACCACAAUUUACUAGACCGACGGGGGACCAGAGAAUGACGAGUUGGUCUGGAUUGGUCCCUCAAGGUAAACCCCAGCACCCCGUCUUCUCUCUACCUGACCACGCCCCGCCAGCACAACCAACGACAGUGACGCCCUUAUUCCACACAGGGGCAUUAUCAGAUAAAAGCUUUAUGUUAACACAAGCGUCCCUGCACUCCACAUGUUAGGUGGAAGAGGCGUGCUAGGCGUCACCUGCUGGAGCUGGUGACGUCUGAAAUACUCAGCUGUACUUACGGAAUUCCACUGCUGUCAGUGGCACUGCCGGGGUCGUGUGAUCUAUAAUUGUUCUUGUUGGGUGAGGCAGCACGCCGUCAACUACGGAGGCAAGAAGGAAGCAUUAGAGGUGUUGUGGGCAUGCUGCUGCACAUGACCAUUAUGGAACAAAGGGUUGUGAGGUGCCACAGUGUAGUGUAAGCAAGCCAAAGAAACAAGUAGUCAUAGAUAUAAGCAAGCCUGCAUUGGAUCCAUGGUGCCUGGGACAGUAUGCGGACGCGUCCACCUGUUGAGAGAAGUUACGAGACAAAAGUGAGCUUCCUUCUCAAGGAUAAGAGGCCCCCAUCAGUGGCACUCCACUGACCAGCACAGUACUCGUGUUGGCACUCUUGGAGUCCUCGGGUGGGUGUGCCAACCAGUAGGCCGACCGUGCCCUUGUGCCAUCACCACCUGCACGUGAACCAGUCAGGAAGCGUAAGGAGUCGUGAUGAGCGGUGGUGCUCUGCAUGAGCACCACACAAACUCCCACGACUUUCCUUGGACUUGUGUGCUCUCUCUGUGAGCACUUGUGUUCUAAGUUGUGCACACCAGUUUGGUCGGUCACAUCCUGGGGAUCAGAGAAUAAAAGACAUGUAUACUUGUACAUAGCCAUAUAAACUAUAUAAUAAGCUCUGUGUUUACAAUGUUGUGUCUAGUGCUUCUGUUUGGCAACAAUGUGAGACUGAAGUGUUAGUGUAAAUACUGGUAAAGUGGCCCGAGUGGUGGUGUUUGUACACACAAUGGAACGUGCCUUGAUUGACUUUGCAUUUACAUCAGUGUAGAACCGGAUAGACCAGUUGAUUUGGUUUAUGUAAUUUUAUUAGAUAUUUGGUGUACAUAAUUUGUCUUCCUUCUUUACUUUUAGUUGUAUAUUUCUGUCCUGGUAAUAUGAGUUAGCGUGGUGCACCAGGAUGGAUGGCGCCAGAACUGCCUAUGUCAUUCUAAACCUUCUAUUCAUUCUUUAAUUAUUUUGUUACAAAUUACAUGAAAAAUCACGCAGGUACGCUUCAGCACCAACACUUCUUGUCCAGUAAGGUGCUUCACCCUCCGGCAGUUGAGGUGUAGAAGGUUCAUAUACUUGCCAUGGUACUAAAUGUAUGCGUUUAGGUAGCGUCUAGGUGAGAGCAUCAGCAGGUAACUGUUCAGGUUAUACAACAAUAAUUAACUGCGAAUGUCUUAUUUAUUCAAAAUUACAGGAGAUUUUGUUGAUUGAAGCUUCAGUAGUGCCUUAAAGAUAUGAUUUAUGGUAAAGGCGGGACGAAAGUGAGUAGGGAAGGAGAUGUACAGGAGUGAUGCGCCUCCCUUCACACAGCCCCUCACGCUGCCAACUUCAUCACCUAAAUUUUAUGCCCUAUUUUGGACUUACCGACUUGUCAUUUAAUUUUCUAAUUUUAAUAUGACGUUAACGCAGAGAUGUGGCUUGAGGAGGACCAGAGGCAAAAACUUUACCACUUGUUCACUACCUGGGUCCUCCAUCAACGUAAAAUUUACUGGAACAAAAAUAUUAUGAAAGAGAAUGAAGACAGCAGUCAGACGGAGAAAGGUACUGUACUAUACUGUUUUGACAGUACUGUACUGUACUGUACUGUACUGUACUGUACUGUACUGUACUGUACUGUACUUCAAUCAUUUGUUUUUAUAAUUUAUCACUUGGUGGUAAUACAAGUGCCAACACUCAACAGUUGUCUCUUCUACGGAGUUAUUAAACUUACCGUCAGUAUGAGAGAGCUUUAGCUUUCCCCGGAUGGUAACAAAUAAAGUCAGUUUUCUCAUUAAUGAGGAAGAAUUAGAGUUACAUUAAGCACAUCUUACCGAGUAAAGGGUCUCCUUCUAUACUCUAGAUAUGAUAUAAAGGCAUCAGGAGCUGGGAGAGCAGGAUCACACCAACCCUUGUGACUUGUGGAGCGAAUAAUUUGUUUGGCUGCUAAAUUUUUUAAGCAUAAGCCCCUUCCUUCCCCAUGUUCGACCAGCCACUUCAGUUCUCUCUCUCUUUACUUACAUUUGAGGCGGCACCCGCGUUGCUGCUUGUUGAAACCAGCAGGUGAGGUACUGAAGGACAUUCUACUUCUUAGUUAGGGUACCCUAUCAUACUCCUUGUGAAGUUUUCUCGUCUUUUCAAGAAUCUAAUAUUUUCUCCCUAUUAUUUUCUACUCGCCGAGCUGGCUGGCUAGCUCUGGUUAAUGGUUUUGUAUGGUACGAGGUUUGAUAAAGUAUGUUUUUCGGCAUUUAGGUGUCUCCUAGUACGGACAGUGGCCUGCCAGGCUCGUCCAGUGCCCCAUGGGAGAGGGGAUGGUCAGGAACCGUCUCCCCUACCACCUGGGACAGACAGGCCCUGCACCUGCUCGGGGCUCUGCUCUUACCCCCUCCCUACAAGUGAAGUUUAUCUAUAAAUUACACAAUACACCAUAGUGGCAC